CUUUGGUGGGGUUCGUGUGGCACUGAAGUUGCUUUUUGAUCUUUUCACAUUUGCUCAUUUCUGUAGUUUGGAAGAGUUUGUAAAGAGGUUUUUGUGCAUGUUGAGAAACAAAUGUGCAUGCUGUUUCUGCGUGGGAGCAGUGGGAUGAGCUAGCAGAAGUAAGAUGUCCUUGUAAGUCAGUGUUCAGUGCAGGAGUCAGAGGUUUGUCCUGGGCACACCCUUCGCCUUGUAAGCACUCCGGAGGUUUGAUGUCAUCUCUUCAUUCCUCGGGCAGGAGGUGAGCCCAGCAGGCUACUUCAGAGACAGCCAGUUUGCCACCAACCCAGAGCCAUGUCCCUGGCUGGAGUAAGCUGCCUGGUGACAGGAGCAGGAGGGUUUCUCGGCCAGAGAAUUGUCUGCUUACUGCUGGAAGAAGAGGAGGCACCGGCUGAGAUUCGGCUGCUGGACAAAGCCUUCAGCAAGGAAGCCCUUGGGAAGUUCGGAAAGUUCCAGGGUAAGACUGAGGUGAAAAUCCUGGAGGGGGACAUCCGGGAUGCGACGCUCCUGCACCGUGCCUGUCAGGGGGUUUCCCUCGUCAUCCACACAGCUUCUAUCAUUGACACCUUGGGCCUGAUAGAGAAGCAGCUGCUGUGGGAAGUCAAUGUAACAGGCACCCAGCUACUGCUGGAGGCGUGUGUGCGCUGCAGCGUCCAGCACUUCAUAUACACCAGUACCAUCGAAGUGACAGGCCCCAACUGCAGAGGUGACCCAAUAUACGACGGGGACGAAAGCACAGCUUAUGAGAGCAGCUCCCAGUUCCCUUACGCCCAGAGCAAGCGGGCGGCGGAGGGCUGCGUCCUGCGCGCCGAUGGCCGCGCGCUGGAGGACGGCGGCACACUGCUGACUUGCGCCCUGCGCUCCAUGUACAUCUUCGGGGAAGGGUGCCCGUUCCUCCGGGGCCACCUGGACAAGUGCCUCUUGAACAGGAACGUCUUCCUGCGCUUCUCCAGGGAGGAGGCUUUGGUGAACCCUGUGUACGUGGGGAACAUCGCCUGGGCGCACCUGCAGGCGGCCAAAGCCCUGCGGGUGCCGCGGAAAGCCCAGCACGUCCGGGGGCAGUUCUACUACAUCUCGGAUGACACUCCUCACAUGAGCUAUGCCGACCUGAACUACGAGCUGACCCGAGACCUGGGCUUCGGCAUCGAGCCCCAGCUGCCCAUGCCUCUGACAGCGUUGUACUACUACUCGCUGCUGCUGGAGAUGGUGAGCUUCGUGCUCCGUCCCUUUGUCAGAUACGUGCCCUCCACCAACCGCCACCUGGUCACGCUGCUGAACACCCCUUUCACCUUCUCCUACAGGAAGGCACAGCACGACUUCGGCUACGUGCCCCGCUACACGUGGGAAGAGGCCAAGCAGUGCACUGGCCAGUGGAUUGCCUCCAUAGUCCCACAGAGAAGGGAAUACUUGAAAAGCAAGGCUGCCUGAGGCUUCAGAGCUGCUGAGGCCUGCCAAACCUAGGGCCUUGAGCCAGAGGGCAGCUGAGUGAACAUCAGCAGCAGGCAAUACAAAGCAUUUAAACAAAGACUUCCUGCCACACCUUUAUCCCUUCACCCCAACCCAAAUAGUAAUUGAUAGCUCACUUGUUAGUUAAGCAGGCUGAUCAGGUUAACCGUAGAGUCAGCAUCCACUUCUACAUCUUAGCAUCACAGAAUCAUAGACUCAUACAACCAUACAAUCUGCCAGAUUGGAACAGACCUCCAAGCUCAUCCAGGCCAACCUAGCGCCCAGCCCCCACCUGGCUACAACCAAGUUCCAUGCCUCCUGCCUAAAUUUUUGUCCUGCUUUCUGCAUUUGACCUGGUGGUGUUCAAAAAACCCACAGGCAAUGGCACUUGAGGUCAUGAUUGAGUGGGCAUGGUAGUGUUAGGCUGAUGGGUGGACUGGAAGAUCUUUCCCAACCUUAAUGAUUCUACUCUCCUUGCAAAUUUCCCUGAUGCAAAUUCAAGCAAGGUCAAAUCUUCCAAAAAAUAAUGCCCAGAGAGAUCACAGAAUCAAUCAGGUUGGAAGAGACCUCCAAGCUCAUGCAGGCCAACCUAGCACCCAGCUCUGGCCAAGCAACCAGACCAUGGCACUAAGUGCCUCAGCCAGUCUGUUUUUGAACACCUCCAGGGACAGCAACUCCACCACCUCCCCUGGCAGCCCAUUCCAAUGCCAAUCACUCUCUCUGUGAAGAACUUGUGUGGCACAAAGCCAUUAGUCAGUAAGGCUCCAUCCACUCUCUGUGUUCAGAACACAUCAGCCCUUCUUCUCAAUCCACAGCACCUUCAAGGUUUUUGUACAGCACAGUUUGUGCCAGAGCUAUAAUCACACUUACAAAUGCAUACUGCUCAGCUACACCCUUCUCACUCAGCUCCUGCCAGCCUCACCAAACAUGCAGCAGGCAACAGCCACUUGUCUGCCGCUGAAAUCUUGCUCGCUUCUUCAGGAGCCUUGCUAGAUGGCCACAUGUUGUCCCUGUGCUCUUCUGGUGGCUACAGGAGUUCCUUUAGAGUGCAUACCCUGAUUUUGAGCCAAAGCUUUGUAACUUCUUCAAACAAGCCGAUGAGAUCCCACAUCUGCUUCUUGGACAUACAGCUCACCUGCUGAGAGCAGCUCUGAAAGAUGGGCACUGCUCUGUUUGCUUUAAGGUGGUGUGAAGGAAAGACCAUACCUGACUUGGUACUGACAUAAAUAAAGCACAUCUCCAGAGCUUGAA
Messenger RNA from Pogoniulus pusillus (Red-fronted tinkerbird), 2733 nucleotides. RefSeq names its product 3 beta-hydroxysteroid dehydrogenase/Delta 5-->4-isomerase-like. Gene Ontology annotation, molecular function: 3-beta-hydroxy-Delta5-steroid dehydrogenase (NAD+) activity. The record is from RefSeq and is a predicted model, not a curated record. Bases 331 to 1464 code for a protein of 377 amino acids. The transcript has 3 exons. NCBI's taxonomy places the organism in Eukaryota, Metazoa, Chordata, Aves, Piciformes, Lybiidae. Gene Ontology annotation, biological process: steroid biosynthetic process.